AUCAUACACCAUCAAUACAGCAGCAUAUACAAGCACUCACGUAUCGUUUCUGCUUAUGGCUUCCCACCACCCCUCCUCUUCCCCCUACGAUUUGCAAAUCCCUUCGACUCCCCACUCUGAUCCCGCCCCCUGGGCGACUUCUGUCCCGUUGUUUCAGCGCUUGGGGGACCCUUUGGCUCCCGCGCAAUCGGUACUGCAGCUGGGGUCGCCGCUCGAUCGCCCUUCGCUUUGGGAGAGGUCUGAGCACGGAUGCCCGGCACAGAUUCUGAGCUCUCGUCCACGCCGCCCUCCCCGAAUAUGCGCUCACGGGCGGCAUGGUAAGCCGCCUCACGGGCCGCAUACGAAUGGGAUGCACCUGUCUGGGUACCGGUGAUCGAGGACCCAGGGGAAGAUGUGCCGCUGGAGGAGGGCGUGAUAUGGGAGGUAGCGGAUGGACGCUUCAGGAUGCGGAGUACGGGCUGUAUCGCAGCGGGAGGCGGGGAGAGCGUAGCUGCCGUGCUCGUGCUCGAACUUGCGAUCACUACUUGGGGCAUUGGUGCCCGCUUGUUCGCUUCUUCCCAAAGCCUCUGCGGGUCUUCGACGUCCGCCUGCGCUUCAUCAUCCUCAUCGUCGUCCCAAUCGUCUCGUACGUUCGUUACGGAUGCAUUCGGGAAACUUGAGCGCGACGUGGUCGUCUGGGGCGCGUUCAUACAGCGUGCCCAAGGAGGAAGUGGGCACGGAGACGUACUGCGGGGCCGCCCCAGGAGUCCGAA
Molecule: messenger RNA, 752 nt
Organism: Trametes versicolor FP-101664 SS1
Lineage: Eukaryota; Fungi; Basidiomycota; Agaricomycetes; Polyporales; Polyporaceae
Exons: 2
Coding region: 56-373 (105 amino acids)
Source: RefSeq, a predicted model, not a curated record